UCAACGCAUAUAUCUUCUUUACUUUCUCUCCAGAUCUUUCCCUCUCUCUCACUCCACUCUUUAACGUACACUUCCCGAGUGCGACUGUGAUUUUCAAUUCGCCGAGCCUCGAAUCCAAAAUUACAAUGACGUCGACCUUUGCGAGAUUCGAUACCGUAUUUCUCCUUUCUAGAUUCUCCGGCGCCAAGUAUUCGCCGUUAUGGCCGUCACCGUCUUCCCACUCUUCUCUCCUCUCUUCCGGGAUUCACCUUAGAACCAAGCCUAAUCCUCGUUUACAGUCGAUUGCAGCAUCUUCAUCGUCUGGGGCUACAGUCGCCGGAACCGAAAGCAUUGAGAUUAAAUCGUUGCCGACGAAGCCCAUCGAGGGGCAGAAGACUGGAACAAGCGGGCUCCGGAAGAAGGUGAAAGUUUUCAUGCAAGAGAAUUAUCUAGCAAACUGGAUCCAGGCAUUGUUUAAUUCAUUGCCGCUUGAGGAUUAUAAGAACGCGACAUUGGUUUUAGGAGGUGAUGGUCGUUACUUCAACAAAGAGGCUUCACAGAUCAUUAUCAAAAUUGCGGCUGGGAAUGGAGUUGGGAAAAUAUUAGUUGGACAGGAAGGCAUUUUGUCAACCCCAGCGGUUUCCGCUGUAAUUAGGAAAAGAAAGGCAAAUGGAGGAUUUAUUAUGAGUGCAAGUCAUAAUCCCGGUGGACCUGAAUAUGACUGGGGUAUCAAGUUCAAUUACAGCAGUGGUCAGCCGGCUCCUGAAUCCAUUACUGACAAAAUUUAUGGAAAUACACUUUCAAUUUCUGAGAUUAAGGUGGCAGAGAUUCCCGACAUUGAUCUUUCUCAUGUUGGAGUUACCAAAUAUGGGAGUUUCAGUGUGGAAGUUAUAGACCCCGUUUCCGACUACUUGGAGCUCAUGGAGGAUGUGUUCGACUUUGAUCUCAUCAGAGGUCUUCUUUCAAGAUCAGAUUUUGGGUUUAUGUUUGAUGCCAUGCAUGCUGUUACUGGUGCUUAUGCGAAACCAAUUUUUGUCGAUAAUCUUGGAGCCAAACCGGAUUCAAUUUCCAAUGGAGUUCCCCUCGAAGAUUUUGGGCAUGGCCAUCCAGAUCCUAAUCUGACGUAUGCAAAGGAUUUGGUUGAUGUCAUGUAUCGUGACGAUGGACCUGAUUUCGGAGCAGCAAGUGAUGGUGAUGGUGACAGAAAUAUGGUUUUAGGAAACAAAUUCUUUGUCACUCCGUCAGAUUCUGUUGCUAUCAUUGCAGCCAAUGCACAAGAAGCAAUUCCAUAUUUCCGUGCUGGUCCUAAGGGGCUAGCACGUUCUAUGCCAACAAGUGGUGCUCUUGAUCGUGUUGCCGAGAAGUUGAAGCUUCCUUUCUUCGAGGUUCCCACCGGAUGGAAAUUUUUUGGAAAUCUUAUGGAUGCUGGAAAGCUGUCAAUCUGUGGAGAAGAGAGCUUUGGCACAGGUUCUGAUCACAUCCGUGAGAAGGAUGGCAUAUGGGCUGUGUUGGCUUGGCUUUCGAUCCUAGCUCAUCGCAAUAAGGACAAGAAAGUAGGGGAAAAGUUGGUGUCUGUUGCAGAUGUUGUGAAAGAGUAUUGGGCAACGUAUGGAAGGAACUUUUUCUCCAGAUACGACUAUGAAGAAUGUGAAUCUGAAGGAGCCAACAAAAUGAUUGAGCAUCUUAGAGAUAUCGUGUCUAAGAGCAAGGCCGGUGAAAGUUAUGGAAACUAUGUCCUCCAGUUUGCAGAUGACUUUUCAUACACGGAUCCUGUUGAUGGAAGUGUUGCAUCUAAGCAAGGUGUUCGGUUUGUUUUUACGGAUGGCUCCAGAAUCAUAUUUCGUUUAUCCGGAACUGGUUCAGCUGGUGCUACAGUUAGAAUAUACAUUGAACAGUUUGAACCAGACGUUUCAAAGCAUGAUGUGGAUGCACAAAUAGCUCUAAAGCCUUUAAUUGAUCUUGCAUUGUCUGUAUCAAAUCUGAAGGACUUCACAGGGAGGGAGAAGCCCACUGUCAUUACAUGAAGGAAAAACUAUUCUGUGUCUCUAUGUCACAUGGUCCUUCUGAAAGGCAAGUUGGGUUCCUGACUUCAGUUUUGUCUGCCAUGUUUAUUUGAAAAUUUCCAGAGCAAUGAAAUGCUGUAUCUGUGUAACAUUAUAUAUAUAGCUUAAUACAUCUUUCUACAUAAAUAAAAAGGAUGUAUUUUCCUU
This is a messenger RNA of Eutrema salsugineum, 2189 nucleotides long. Its product is annotated as phosphoglucomutase, chloroplastic. The transcript is spliced from 22 exons. Bases 126 to 2003 code for a protein of 625 amino acids. Gene Ontology annotation, cellular component: cytosol. Gene Ontology annotation, biological process: carbohydrate metabolic process. The record is from RefSeq and is a predicted model, not a curated record. Gene Ontology annotation, molecular function: phosphoglucomutase activity; magnesium ion binding. NCBI's taxonomy places the organism in Eukaryota, Viridiplantae, Streptophyta, Magnoliopsida, Brassicales, Brassicaceae.